Messenger RNA from Ailuropoda melanoleuca (giant panda), 1841 nucleotides. It is a transcript of the gene MESD, whose product is annotated as mesoderm development LRP chaperone. Bases 41 to 736 code for a protein of 231 amino acids. The transcript is spliced from 3 exons. The record is from RefSeq and is a predicted model, not a curated record. Gene Ontology annotation, biological process: protein folding. Gene Ontology annotation, molecular function: low-density lipoprotein particle receptor binding. NCBI's taxonomy places the organism in Eukaryota, Metazoa, Chordata, Mammalia, Carnivora, Ursidae.
CGGCGCGCGCACCUCUGGCCUCUGCGGCGGCGCGGCGAAGAUGGCGGCCUCCGGCUGGGUGCGCGCGGCCCUGGUCCUCCUCUGCGCCUCCGACUUGCUGCUGCCGCCCAGGGCUUCCGCUGCCGAGGGCGCAGCCGGGACGCCCGGCGAGGCCAGCCAGCCUCCGCGGAAGAAGAAGAAGGACAUUCGCGACUACAACGAUGCGGACAUGGCGCGUCUUCUGGAACAGUGGGAGAAGGACGACGACAUAGAAGAAGGCGAUCUCCCGGAGCACAAAAGACCCUCGGCACCUAUCGACUUCUCACAGAUAGACCCCAGCAGGCCCGAGAGCAUCCUGAAGAUGACCAAGAAGGGGAAGACACUCAUGGUGUUCGUCACAGUGUCCGGAAACCCCACGGAGAAGGAGACAGAGGAGAUCACUAGCCUCUGGCAGGGCAGUCUUUUCAAUGCCAACUACGACGUUCAGAGGUUCAUCGUGGGAUCGGACCGUGCAAUCUUCAUGCUUCGUGAUGGGAGCUAUGCCUGGGAGAUCAAGGACUUUCUGGUCAGCCAAGACAGGUGUGCCGAUGUAACCCUGGAGGGGCAGGUGUACCCCGGCAGAGGAGGGGGAAGCAAAGAGAAGAAUAAAACAAAGCAAGAGAAGGGCAAGAAGAAGCAGGAGGGGGACCCGAAGUCUCGGGCUGCCAAGGCUACAAAGGAAGACAAUCGAGCUGGGAGUAAGAGGGAGGAGCUGUGAGUGGCCAUCACAGCCCCUUCGGAGGACCCCCCGGGCCGGACAGCUCCCCAGGUGGGGGCAGGCGUGGGCACCGCUCGCCGAGGACAUCCUGCUUUCUUCUGGAGAGGCUCUCCUGUAGGAUCAGUUUGUGGCCCACGUGGAAGUACUGUCCCAGAGGCUUCAAGUAGGAGGACAGAGGUCUUGUGAUUCACAUUGGACAGUGACCCAUUCACGUUUACUAUAAAAUCACUGUAAGUGGAAACCCGACUGUUGCUUUUGCCUUCUGUCUGGGGGCGUCACGGACUCCCGUGGCCCCGCUCCCCUCGCCGCGCCAGCCCUGACCCAGGGGCUCGUGUCCGUGCUUCCUUCCUUUGUGUUAACUGAAGGACCGCCGCGUUCUGGUCAGACAGAAAUGGACUUGGCGGGACCGGGCUCUUGGGGCUGCACUCGUGGUUUUUGGGACCGUGACAUUAAGUGCUCUGUGGGAGCCCUGCGUGGCGCUCUGGGGUCUGAAUGUGCGUUCAGGACGCCGGGAUGUCUGACCCUCACAUCGGCGCAGAGAACAUUGUGUAGCUUGGGGCUCCUGAGCCUUUACUUUGAAUCCGCACGGGGUUCCUGGUGCCGUCUGGGCUUACACGGUCUGCACGGGUCAGGAGUUGUCUGUCCUGUCCUCGUGCGGGCGGCCAUGCCGGAGUCGAGUGUGCCACGUCAUGUGACGAUGCUGAAGGGUGGGGAUCGGGAGUCAGCACGUGGGACAGAAGACUCAGUGACCUCAUUCAUUCCUGAACAUUUUUCUUUGACGAAGUGCCUAAAUUUGGGGUGUUCUGUAUGGUACUAACAUGACACUGUCUGUCGGGUAGUGUUCAUUCGUCAGGCCUACUUUGCUAAGACUGACAGAAUUUAUAUGCAGGUGUCAUUUUUAAGAACUAAAAUUAUUUGUACAAAACUUCCAUUGUGAUUUUAACAAAUUAAAAAUAGCACAUGUACGUGGUUCCAAAUGUUACAGCCGAAGAAAGGUACAAAGUGACAAGUCUGUGCCUACCCCUGCCUCCUCCGAGGGGAAGCUCCUGUUCAUUUGUUUCCAAGAAAAAAAAAGUUCACUGAGCAUCUUCUAGUGACAUGUUUC